This is a messenger RNA of Anopheles nili, 5151 nucleotides long. RefSeq names its product neural-cadherin-like. NCBI's taxonomy places the organism in Eukaryota, Metazoa, Arthropoda, Insecta, Diptera, Culicidae. Bases 1 to 5151 code for a protein of 1716 amino acids. Gene Ontology annotation, cellular component: plasma membrane; catenin complex. Gene Ontology annotation, biological process: homophilic cell-cell adhesion. The transcript is spliced from 11 exons. Gene Ontology annotation, molecular function: cadherin binding; calcium ion binding. The record is from RefSeq and is a predicted model, not a curated record.
AUGGUGGAUCCACUGAAAAUAUUCUGGGUACUGACAAACAGCACUUAUUUAGUUACUAAAUUCAUCAAAACAGGUAUUGCCGACAAGAACGAGUACCCGCUCUACUUUGAGAAGGUCAUCUAUGAGGCGGACAUCGACGAAAAUGUGGAAAUCAAUCACAACUUUCUUAACGUCACGGCAAAGACGCACGGUGAGGCGACCGGUAUACGAUACAAGAUCUCGAGCGGUAACAUAGGCAAUGUGUUCGCCAUACGCAACACGACCGGCGCCCUGUACGUAGCCAAGGCGUUGGAUUAUGAGAAGAUCAAAAAGUAUGAGCUACGGUUGACGGCAUCGGAUAAUUUUAAGGAGAACUACACCACCGUUCUGAUCAACGUUCGAGAUGUAAACGACAAUCCGCCGGUGUUUGAGAAAUCGUCAUAUCGCACACAAAUCACCGAAGAGGACGACCGAGGCCUACCGAAGCGCGUGCUGCGGGUCACCGCAUCCGACGCGGACGUUGAGCGGCCGAACAACAUCAUCUACUUCCUGACCGGGCCCGGAAUCGACAUCGAAAAUCCCUCCGACAGCAACUUCGACAUCAACAAGGCCACGGGGGAAAUAUUUGUCCUAAAGCCCUUAAACCGUGAUCCACCGCAUGGUCGAGCCUCGUGGAAGUUCACCGUAUUCGCCCAGGAUGAAGGCGGUGAAGGUUUGGUUGGAUUCACGGAAGUGCAGAUCAACCUGAAAGAUGUCAACGACAACGCACCACAAUUCCCCAAUGGCAUCGCGUACGGAAACGUUACCGAGAACGGCACGAUUGGGAUGCACGUGAUGACAAUAAAGGCCGAGGACUAUGACGAUGUGAACGAGGGCACCAACGCAAAGGUGAUCUACUCCAUCGAGAAAAACGCCAUCGAGGAAGAUACCGGACUGCCGAUCUUCGAUAUCAACCCUGACACGGGCCUCAUUACGACGGCCGUGUGUUGCCUGGAUCGAGAAAAGACACCCGAUUACUCACUGCAGAUUGUGGCAACCGAUGGUGGUGGUCUCAAGGGCACAGGCACAGCUUCCAUUAAGGUGAAGGACCUGAACGAUAUGCCACCACGCUUUACCAAGGAUGAGUGGUUCGUUGAGGUGGAAGAAACAGACGGCAGCGUUCUUCCUGAGGCACCUAUUCUGACCGUUACGGUGAACGACGAUGACGAGAUCAACAACUUUCAAUAUAAGAUCAUCGAGAGCAGUGGUUAUGGGGCGGAUAAGUUCGCCAUGGUGAAGAACCCCGAUGGUACGGGCAGUCUGAAGGUGGUUCAACCCCUCGACUACGAGGAUCCGAUGCAAAUCAACGGCUUCCGCUUCCGAAUACAGGUCAUCGACAACGAUGGAAUCGACGAGAGUGACAAGUACCACGUCGACCAUUCGUGGGUGAUCGUGAAGCUGAAGGACAUUAACGAUAAUACACCGCGUUUCAAGAAGCCCCACAUUGAGACUGCCGUGUACGAAAAUGCGGACAUUGGCAAGAACCUGGGCACGUUCAAGGCGGUUGACAUAGAUAAGGGCGGCAAGAGCAAGAUCAUCUACAGCAUCAAUCGGGCGACGGAUCGCAAGCGUCAGUUUGCUAUCGACCAGGAGGGAUCAGUCACGAUCCAACGCGAGCUGGAUCGCGAGACUACAGCAAAACACUCCCUGGAAAUCCUAGCCACCGAUGAUGGAGUCCCACCACGAACAGCUUCCGCUCUGCUGACUGUGUUGGUGAAGGACAUCAACGAUAAUGCACCGGUGUUUGCCGAGGAUUACCGGCCGAUCCUGCUGGAAAACUCGCCACCUUCUAAAAUCAUCGAGUUGUCUGCCAUCGACAAGGACGACCGACUGAAGGGCAAUGGUGCACCGUUCCAAUUCCGUAUGGAUCCGGACGCGGACGAUGUCAUCCGAACGUCCUUCAAGGUCGAACAGAGUACCAAAGGGGAUGGAAUGGCGAUCAUCUCAUCACUGGGAUCGUUUGAUCGCGAGUACCGCAAGCAGUACACUAUCCCAAUCGUGAUCAAGGACUCGGGAACGCCACCUCAAACCGGCACUAGCACUCUCACGAUCAUAAUUGGUGAUCUGAACGACAACAUCAUGCAGCCCGGCUCGAAGGAAGUCAUCGUGUACAACUACCAGGGCCAGGCACCAGAUACCCCCAUCGGUCGCGUGUUCGUGAACGAUCUGGACGAUUGGGACACCUCGGACAAGCUGUUCUACUGGGAUGAGGCUGAAAACCCACGCUUCAAGCUAGACGACACGUCCGGCAUGGUUACGAUGAGGCGUGGUGCUCGCGAAGGCCGCUACAAACUGCGGUUUAAGAUCUACGAUCGCAAGCACGCGCAGGAGUCGUACGCUAACAUGUCAGUGCUGGUGAAACACAUCUCCUACGAGGCAAUUGUCAACUCUGGCUCGAUCCGUAUGACGGGCAUCACCGAUGAGGACUUCAUCCGCAUCUGGAACUAUCGCACGCAGAACAUUUUCCGCAGUAAGUUGGAGCGGUUCCGCGAUAAGCUCGCUGAGCUGCUGAACGUUGACGCAAAGAAUGUGGAUGUGUUCAGCGUGCAGAUGAAGGAUAGAUCCGUACCACUAACGGAUGUUCGCUUCGCUGUCCAUGGGGCGUACUACUACAAAGCGGUUCAGUUGAACGGCGUGAUUCUGCUGCACAAGGACGAAAUCGAGCAGGAGGUGGGCAUCAACAUCACGAUGGUAAACGUGGAUGAGUGUCUGAUCGAGAACGCCGACUGCGCUGGAUCUUGUACCAGCAUCAUCGAGGUACAGACAAACCCAUGUCUGGUGAACGCGAACAAGACUGCUCUGGUGGGCGUGCAGAUCAAUUCCACAGCCGAAUGUGUCUGCAGCUCGCGUGAGUACAAACAGCAGCAGUCCUGCAAGUCACACCCGUGUCUCAAUGGAGGUCGCUGCACGGACUCUAAGUCAGGCAUCAAGUGCUCAUGUCCACCGGGCUACACUGGACCUCGAUGUCAACAGGUCGUCCGUAGUUUCCGUGGAAGUGGUUGGGCUUGGUACCCACCGCUGGAUAUGUGCGAUCGAUCGCAUAUCAGUGUCGAAAUCAUCACAACGAAACCAGAUGGACUGGUGUUCUAUAACGGGCCUAUCACACCUCCCAAGGAGGACGAAACAACGAAACAGCUGUCAGACUUUAUCGCGCUUGAGCUCGAGCAGGGCUACCCGCGUUUCCUGAUCGACUACGGCUCAGGUACUCUCGAGCUGCGCGUAACGACAAAGCAUCCACUAAACGAUGGCGAAUGGCAUCGGCUCGAUCUAUUCUGGGACACUGAGCAGGUUAAGAUGGUGGUGGACUUCUGCAAGACGGCCGAGAUCACCGAGGCUGAUGACGGCAACCUGGUGGAGUUUGUUGACCACACUUGUCAGGCGGUCGGUAAAGUGCCGCAGUUCAACGAAUAUCUCAACCUCAACACGCCACUCCAGAUUGGUGGUGUGUUCCGGGACAAGUUCGAUUACACGUACAACCGCUGGCAACACAUGCCCAUUGGCCUGGGUUUCGAGGGUUGCAUUCGUGAGUUCAAGCACAAUGGCAUCCUGUACGAUCUGUCACACCCAGGACUGUCAAAAGGUAGUGCACCUGGUUGUCUCUACACACAAGAGGUGUGUGAUCUGAACCCGCAGGUCGCUCGGUGUCUCGAGCAUGGCAAGUGUGUCGGCAGCUACGACGAAGCCAAGUGCGAGUGCAACCCGGGCUGGACGGGAACGUACUGCAGUCUUCCGACGACGCCUACCACCUUCAAGUCUCACAGCUACGUCAAGUACGCGCUCAGCUUCGAGCCGGACAAGUUCACAACUCAGAUCCAGCUGCGGUUCCGAACCCGUGAGACCUACGGUGAGUUGUUCCGCAUCAGCGAUCAACACAUGCGCGAGUACGGCAUCAUUGAGUUGCGAGGCGCUAAGGUGUUCUUCAGGUACAGCCUGAACACGGGCCAAGUGGAAGAACAAGAGGUGUCUCUGACAGCAGUAGAGAUAGAUGACGGUCAGUGGCACGUGGUAAAGGUGCAGCGCUACGGUUCAGUGGCCAUUCUAGAGCUAGAUGGCGGUGAAGGAGCCAACUUCAACCAGAGCUUCUCCUUCGACGGUCAUCAGUGGCUGUCAGUGGACAAGCAGGAAGGCGUCUUUGCAGGUGGCAAACCCGAGUUCACCGGCGUCAAGACAUACGAUGUCAAGUCCGACUAUCAGAAGAGUUGCAUCGAUGAUAUCAGGUUGGAUGGUAAAAGCCUACCACUACCACCGGCUACUAAUGGCACACAGUGGGGCCAAGCAACCAUGGCGAAGAACAUCGACCGGUACUGCUCGUCGAACAACCCCUGCCAGAACGCAUACUGCCCAGAUCCGUUCGAGUGCGUCGACUUGUGGAACAAGUACGAGUGCGCAUGUGGCGAUGGUAUGAUCAUCUCACCGGAAGGCAAAACCUGCAUCGACCGCAACGAAUGUCUGGACUACCCGUGUCUGAAUGGUGGCACUUGCAUCAACCAGGAGCCCCGCCUGAAGUACAAGUGCAUCUGCCCGGACUCGUACUGGGGCGAGAGUUGUGAGUUUCUGAAGGAACGACAAGCGCUUAAAUUCAGCACCAGUGCCUUGGCCGCCGUAAUAGCCUGCCUAUUACUGAUCAUUAUUUUGCUGUUUGUAUAUUUCUCCUGCUCGCGGAGACGUUCGGCCAGCUUCAACAAGAAGCCCGCCACCAAAGACGACAUCCGCGAAAACAUCAUCAACUACUGCGACGAAGGUGGUGGCGAGAACGACAUGACGGCGUUCGACAUGAAAACGCUCAAGAUCCCGAUCGGUCCGCUGCCGGAGCUCGUUCAACAUAAGGCACCGCCAGUACGUCCAGAUAUUGCCGUCGUGUCCGACCAGGUCGUCGGCAAGGUGGACGUGUUCCUGGACGACCGGAAGCGACGCGUCGACAUCGACCCAGCCUCCGGGCCAUUCGACGAUCUGCGUAACUACGCCUACGAAGGUUGUGGGAGUACCUCUGGCUCGCUAAGUUCCUUACAGUCAGGUACGGACGAUGAACCCCAUGAGUAUAGCUUUUUAACCACAUGGGGUCCCCGUUUCGAUAAGUUAGUCAAUAUUUACGAACCAAGCCAAGCGCAAAUCGAAGAUGACGAUGUUAGUUAA